Aspergillus welwitschiae is the source of this 553-nucleotide messenger RNA. RefSeq lists its product as uncharacterized. NCBI's taxonomy places the organism in Eukaryota, Fungi, Ascomycota, Eurotiomycetes, Eurotiales, Aspergillaceae. The coding region runs from base 178 to 471 and encodes 97 amino acids. The record is from RefSeq and is a predicted model, not a curated record. The transcript has a single exon.
CCCGCCAUGACUGGCAUGAAGAGAUGGUACUCUCGGAGAGGCUUGAACAGGCAUCGACGAGGGCAAACGAACGAUUGAAGAUCAUUGUCACAUGGGCUCCCGAUGGAAGCAAAGAAGGUUCGCCGUUACACGGCAAUGGUGGGGGUUGGAUUAAGGUAACUCGGCCACUCCGGGGCAAUGACCCCAAAGAGACUGGAGAAAACGCCUCACGCCUGCCGUCUGUCGCUCACUGCGUGGUGCCGGUUUGCGGCGGGACUACAUAUGGUCCGAUUGUCUGGUGAUGGGAUCGCGUGGCUGACCUGCCUGGCCGGUUACCCCGCAGCUUUGCGCGAUGGUCUGCCGGGGAUGGAGGAAAAAGCAAGUCGACAUCCCUCAUGCAUGAUGCAGUGUUCAAGAGGUUGCAUUGGGCUGAAGAGAGUGUUUGACUUUGGUACGUUGGGACUGGUGUUGACGGCAGCCGUUAGCCAGUGACACUCUCCAACAACACCUUUAGUCGUGCGACUGCGGAGGUUUGGCACCACCAAUCGAUGGUGAUGAGCUUAAAUUGAAGUCC